Messenger RNA from Hyaloperonospora brassicae, 909 nucleotides. The record is from the annotation of a GenBank genome assembly. Lineage: Eukaryota; Oomycota; Peronosporomycetes; Peronosporales; Peronosporaceae.
AUGGCGACCGCAUACUGCGCGAGCGCGACCCGCGAAGUGGUCAAGACAAUCGCAGAGAAAUGCCACGUGCUGGCGAAGAUGCUGGACGCCUCGCGCGUGAAGCUCACGAGUGCGCAGGAGAUUGCGCAAACAUCGGUAUUUGCACAGACACCGCUGCUGGACGAGCUGAACCACGUGUUUGAGCGGCUCCAGAGCAGUGCCGUGGACCCACAGAUGGUGGGCGGCGAGCCCGACAAGACACUGUUUGACUUUGUGGAUGCAGAAACGGUCCAGUCAUUGCAACAAGAGGCUCUGGAGCAGGCGAAAGAGGUGGAAGAACUGCUGGCAGCUCAUCAACACGCAAUCGCGAGGAUCACUGCGAUUUACCGAUUCUUCCGGACGUUUGAUGAAACGCACGGACGCGACAUGGACGCGCUGAUUGGAGAGCAGCGAGACGUUGCCAGGAUCCCCAGCGAUGACGAGGCUGAAGCCGUCGAAAAGCUCUACGAUGCAGCAGUCAGCUUCUUCGUCGACAUGGAGCAGUGCGACCGGUUCUUGCUGCAGCACUUCACCACGAUCAACGACGUCUAUCCACACUACGAGGUCAUUUUUGCCGAAGCACAGCUCCUUUUCGACGAGUUGCGCAGCCUCCGAGAUUUCUAUCGUCAGUUUCUGGCAUCGUACCAGUCUGUCAAUGCUGAACUGCUUCGACGGAAGCAGUACGAAUCGAGAGUAUCUCAACUGAUUGAAGAUACAACAACAAAGCUCGCGGCUCUAGCACAACACGAGGACGCCAUGCGCAAUCUGUUUCGCGAGGAGCACGCGCGUUUCUUGCCAUCUACACUAUGCCCUCAAAUCCAGAACGCGCCUAGCACAUACGUCAUUCUUCGGACAGACGACAAGACCACGGCAAGUGAGAAGGCACAAUGA